CGCAGAUUUCGCGGGUUCGCUGGGUGGCGGCUGGGGUCCCGGGAGGGUGGGGAGAGCCGGAGCCGUAGGGAGGGGACGGGAUACGGUGCACCGCUUCCGCGCCUCGCCAGAUGCAGCCGCUCGCCACUACUGCUGUACCUAACGCUGAGUUAUAGCGUUAAAACCAACCCCGGAUCAGGAUGGAGUGUUUGAAAUUGAAAGACCUCCGGGGAAAACGAAUAGGAAAGUGCGAUGUCGCCCCGAACACAGUCAAUGACGAAGCUCACAGUGCACAGAAGGAAAACUGGUUCAGAAGCUCGCCCAAGACCCCAGUGAAGACGGAGCUGGCACCCAGCGCCGUCUCCAGGCGCAAGUGCUGCACCCCAGACCGGGUCCAGGUGACGCCGAGCAAGCUCCCCGACAAGUCGCCCCCUGAGCCCUGGUCGCCCACGGCAAACCUGAGGAUGCUGAUCAGCGCGGCCAGCCCGGACAUCCGUGACCGGGAGAAGAAGAAGGAGCUCUUCAGGCAGAUUGAAAAUGAGAGGGUGGAAAGUGCUGGGGAUGUUAUUCAGCUUGUAGCCGUCGAUGACGGUGCCACGGAUGAAUUUGAGCAGCAACGUCCCAGCAGGAAGCAGAAAAGUCUGGGACUUCUGUGCCAGAAAUUCCUCGCCCGCUAUCCCAAUAAUCCCAUUUCCACCGAGAAAACAGAAAUUUCCCUGGAUGAAGUGGCCACUGAGCUUGGUGUGGAGCGCAGGCGUAUAUAUGACAUUGUGAAUGUCUUGGAGUCCCUCCAACUGGUCAGCCGCGUGGCGAAGAACCAGUACUCCUGGCACGGACUCCUGGGACUUGGGCAGACGCUGGCCGUCCUGAAGCGGAGGGGAGAGCAGCUCGGUUACGUGGAGCAGCUGGCUCACGUCCGCCACCGGGACCUGGAGCUGGAGCUGGAGCUCGACGCAGACGGGGAGGAGAGGAGGGAUGCUCCCCAGGAGAACUGGGGGGGCUGCCAGGAACCGGCCGGGGAUUCACCAUCUCCCGAGCCCAAGAGUAAAUCAGUGUCCAUGAACAGCAGGAAGGACAAGUCCCUCCGCAUCAUGAGUGAGAAAUUUGUGAUGCUCUUUCUUGUCGCUGAGCCCAGAACAAUCGCCCUCGACGCUGCUGCCAAGAUUCUCAUUGAAGAAGGUCAACCGGAGGCUGUGGACAGCAGCAAGUUCAAGACAAAGAUCCGCAGACUCUACGACAUCGCCAAUGUACUGACUAGUUUGGGACUCAUCAAGAAGGUCCACGUGAAUGAACGGGGCCGGAAGCCGGUGUUUCAGUGGGUGGGGCCAGUCUGCCGAGACCAGCCUGAUGCAAGAGCGUUGGAUGCGGUGGGCUCCUCCGGUAAAAUGGCUCAGCUUGUUGCAGCUUGUAAGCUCCAGUUUGAAGAAGACAAUAAAAACUCUGAGUCUCGCCCAAGGGGUGGAGUUAGCCAGCCAGAGGCUGCUCCUUUGGUGGUUGCCUCUUCCAUUGCCUCCCUCGCAAAGCUCCCAGCCCCGAGUGACCAACUGUGGACUUCCUGCCUUCCCGUGAAGGGUUCCGCCGUGCCCCAAUCCACUGCACCCGGCUCGGACGAAGGCUGCCCCAUUUUCCACAGGGGCCAGCCCUUCGUCCUGCUGCAGAGCCUGCCCUCGACUCCCGUCCUCGUGAUGUAUGGCAACGUGGAUGCCAGCUCUGAGUCCCGGCCGUCUGAACAAGGAGGGGUAUCGCCACUUGGGUGCAGGGAGCAGAGGGCUGGCAGCUGCCGUAAGCGCAGUCCUGCACAACAGCAUUCAUUCCCUUACGGACAAGGGCAAGACAGUGAACCCUACACAAAACGGCAGAAAGCUCACGGUUCCAUUGAAUGUGAAUCGGCCGGGAACUUAGCUUCAGUACAAUCUGCAGACAAGGAGACACCACUCCGGCACGGAGCCCUGGGCGGUAGUUCAGAGGGCUCGACUGUGGUUACUGGGACCUCUGCUCAGUCCGCAGCUCGCGAACUGGCGUUUAGGUCUGUCUCGAUGGGAGCACAGGAGGAGGAGAAACCGGAUCACUCAAAGACGCUGGAGAACGGCUCCUCAGCACCGCCUCGGGUGAACGACGGGAAUCAGGAGCCUCCGUCCUCCCGCGUUCCCAAGUCGUUCCUCACCGGCAGUCAAAGUGGAUUACCCGAAAACGGCCCCUGCUAUUGCCUGCCUGCUGCCUCUGGACUGAGUGACGUGAACCUGCUUCUCUCCGCUGCCCCCGGACGAGGAGGAUUCGCCAUUCCCCUGGGGCACCUCGCCCCCACCACCCUCCCUUACCAGGUGAUGUUGCCUGUCCUGCUGCCCACCACCACGUCUGCGGGGGGCUCCCUCCUACCAGGCCUCAGCCUCCUCCCAGCUGCCCAGAUUGUGAUGGGGGGCGAUCCCGUUUCGCCGCCGGCCAGCCCCACCGCCGGGUCGCCCACCCAGGAACGCCAGGUUUACUCAGCCACGAUCGCUCCGUCCUCCAGGGAGAGUCCCCCUUCCAAGACUGAGACCUCUGCAGUCCAGCCUGUCACCGUCCUCAAGCUGCAGAGCCAGUCUCCGGUAGCCGUGGCUGCCAGCGACGUUCAGCAGGCGAGCAUGGAGACCUACUUUCACACACCUGUCCCCGUGCUACAGGGCAAGCAGCUGCAAGGGGCGCAGGUCAAGACAGCGUCGCCUGCCCAGCGCAAGUUGGAAAUUGAGAACAGUCUCGCCAAGUAAACUCUCCAAAUAUGCCACCUCUCUCUUGUGGAGCUUCAUCACUGGUGGAACGGUAUAUCUCUGCGGUGUUAGGGAUUAAAAUCCCCAGGCAUUAUUCAGUCUGCCCUGUCAUUCUCCAGUCCGCUGACUCCACACUAAACCUUGAUUGCAUGUGGUCGGGCAGUGAAUAACUGUGAAACAAGGAAGGCAUCACUAAGAAUUUUUAAACAUUGUUUUCUUCCCGCAGUUUUUUGAGGGAGCUUUUAUCAUAACGCUAUGAUUUACAUUUUAAUAUAUUGAAGGUUGCCGGAAAUAUUUCCAGUGGCAAAUUGGAGCCGUCUUCCCCUCCGGGUACCAAAAAGAACUUAAAACCACCCUUGAGUGCGGAAGGUCGAGGGCUCCAAGGUCAGGGAAUGUUCAAUCAACCACAACUGUUACGAGUGUUACUGACUCUCCUGAGGUAAACUUGCCUUUGCAUUGGAGGUUGUCCAGCUCCUUAAAGGUGCAGGUUAGGAAUGUGAAUGUAUCAAGCGACUGCAGAGUGCUGUGACGUGCUGGGUCUUCAGAGAGAGAGGUCUCCCCUCUCCUGACUAAAAUCAUCACAUAGGAAGAUCUGAGUGUUAUUUUAAUGUAAUCAUAAGGAUACCUCAGCUACAAAAAGAGGGGAUUUCCUCUUUUUAUUUAUUUAUUGUUUAGCGAUAGCACUUCGAGCCCAGCAUCCCCAGUUAAUCAUGGGACAAUUUACAAUGACCAUUUAACCUACCGGCACGUCUUUGGGUGGUGGGAAGAAAGCGGAGCACCUGACGAAUCCCACCCAUUCCACGGGGAGGAUGUGCAGACUCUACUUACCGAGCAGUGACGGAAUUGAACUCCGGAAUGCCCGAGCUGUAGUUGUGUUGCGCUGAACUCAUCUCCACGAUUACGGUUCAAAGAAAGUUGUUGGACGUGGACACGCCCUGCUCCUUCCUAGCCUCCUGAUCGGACACCAGUUCGAAUCCCACCACACCGGGAGUAUGAAUUCGGAUCCUUAAACCUGUCAAUGAGCCAGUGGGAUUGAUGGUGAUUGUCAGCUAAGGGACCAAGGAGACUGGAACCUGUGCAGGAAGCUAUGUAGAGGUGCUUGAUCAGAAAGAGGUUUCUCCUUCUAUAAUGCGUAGAACAUCACAGCACAAUACAGGCCCUUCAGCCCACAAUAUUGUGCUGACAUUUUAACCUACUCCAAGAUCAUUCUAACGUUUUCCUCUCACAUCAACUUCCAGGUUUUGUGGCAACAGUGCAGUGCAAAGAUAUAAAUCUAUAAAUUGCACGAGUAAAUAAUUUUCGUAUUUCCGAAAGGAAGUCACCAGUCUGAGCCUUGUACUGUAAAUAUUCAUCUGGUGCCUUUAGGUGCCGAGUCCCAAGGAUUCUCAUUUUUUGAAAUGAAGCAACAUUUCCUUCCUAAAUUAUAACUUGCCCUCAGACCAUAAGGCAUAGGAACAGAACUGGGCCAUUCAGCCCAUCAUGGCUGAUAUACAGUAAUAUCCCCCUCAACCCCAUUCUCCUGCUUUCCCCCUUUAACCUUUGAUACCGGUACUAAUCAAGUACAAUAGGUCCACAGCCACCUGUGGCAAUGAAUACCACAGAUUCACCAUCCUCUAACUAAAGAAGUAACUUACAAUCUGUUCUAAAGGGAUGUCCUUUUAUCCUGAGUCAGCCCCACAGAAGGAAACAUCCUCUCCACAACCACCCAGUGGUCCCCAACCACCAGGCUGCAAGGAAACGAUAUGAUUUGGCGAUAUGAAAUGAUAUGAGUCAGCUGCACCGUUCCUCAUUCCCUGUCACGCACGGUUGAACUUGAACACCACCCCCCUGCCCCCGGUCGGCCGGUCCGCAAGAAUAUUGUCAAUAUUAAACCAGUCCACGGUGCAGAAAAGGUUGAGGGCCCCUAAACUAGACCUUUUAAUGUUCAAUAGGUUCGAUGAGAUCCCACCUCCCAUCAUUCUUCUAAACUCCAGGCCCAGGAAAAUCAAACACUCCUCGUACGUUAACCCUUUCAUUCCUGGGGUAGUUCUCGUAGACCUCAUCUGGAGCCGCUCCAACGCCAGCACAUCUUUUCUUAGAUAGGGGCCCAAAGCUAUAGUCCCCGUUCAGAAGUGCCUUAUAAAGCCUCAGCAUUGCAUCUUUGCUUUUCAUAUUCUAGUCCUCUCGAAAUGUCAGGCAAACUGUAGUGGCGCAAGCUGAAAUGACAAUAACAGAGUUAAUCAUGGAGGUAGGAUUUUUGCCACUUGGUCUCUUUUCAAUAGGUUUCAGCAGUGAGAUUGCCCUCCCCUUCAUUCUUCUAACCCCCCGUGGGUAGAGGACUGGUUAUGUGAUUAUGGUUGCACGCAAGGGGGCGGUCAUUAUAAACAGUACCUACUUUGUUCCUAACAGGGCAAGUAUGGCUUGGUAAAGGCCAUGAAAUUAAAAGUUAAUGAAAUCUCAUGGUGUACCAAUUCUUCUUGCCUCUUAUUUACCCCUGAAUUACUUGCCCCAUCCCUGGUUGAAGCACUUGUUCUGGUAUUUCCCAACCUCAACUUUUUCAUCCCCCCACCUUACAACAUCCCCCAUUCUCUGACCGAGAUUUCGAUCAUCUGACCUUUGCCUCUGCAGUGGAACUGUUAGCUAUUACCCAUUAAACAUUAGCUACUCUGUAACUGGGCACGAAUGGAAAGUGUUAUAAUUAAUUCUGAGCUGUUGUGCCAAUGAGAAUAUUGAAUUAUGAUACUUGACGAUUUGUAAAGUGUGUUUACAUUAUAAUUAUGAAUGUGGUGCUAAUUUUUGUCGUCUUAAUGCUGGAUUCUCUGACUUCCAAUGGUGCCUGGAUGCACUGUAUGUAUCGGGUGGACCUGUGUAGCUGCGUUCCUGACCCGAGGUUCUGCAGAUGCUGGAAAUCCAGAGCAGCACAAAAUGCUGGAGGAACUCAGCAGGUCAAGCAGUGGAGAGGAAUAAACAGUCAAUGUUUCCUCGUCAGUUGGUUUAUUGAAUUAGUUCUUGCAUUACCGUAAACACUUCGUCUGAUGAUUGGUCUUCAUUGCUUCGUUAAUGAUGUUACCCAGAAAUUAAGCCAUUGCUUCACGGCAUUGUAGCAGUUAGCAUAACACUAUUAGAGUGCCAGUGGCCUGGGUUCAAUUCCGUCGCUCUCUAAGCAGUUUGUACAUUCUCCCCAUGACUGCAUUAGUAAGUUAACACGGGUUAGUAAGUUAAUUGGUCACUUGGUGUAACUAGGUGGUGUGGGCUCAUUGGGCCGGAGGGGCCUGUUACCAAGUCUUAUUUCCAAAUACAAUAAACUACAAACACUGAUUUCUCCAAAUCGGGCUAAACUGCUCCCACUGCUGUUCCUCUUCUCCUGAUCCGCCACCUUCUUCCCACUAUCCUGUUUCUAUCCCUCCCCAUCUCCAUUCAGUCCAUCUGUCCAUCACCCCUAUGCUGCUCCCACUUCCCCCUCCCUCUGCACUUGUCCCCCUGCCCCAGGGAACGGUGCAAGUCCUGAUAAAGGUUCUCAGCCCAAAAACGUCAACUCUUUAUUUCUGCCGAGUUCCUCCAGCAUUCUGUCUGUGUUUCUCUGGAUUUCCCUGAAGAAUCUCUUGUGUUUAAGAUGCCGGUGGAACUCAGCGGGUCAGGCAGCAUCUGUGGAAGGAAAUGGGCAGCUGACGUUUCAGACCUGCAUCCUUCUGUGGGGUGGGGGGGGGGAGUAGGGAGAAAGAGGAGGCCCUGAUGAAGGGUCUCAGCCCAAAACGUCAACUUCAUUCUCUAGAUUCUGCCAGCCCUGCUGUGCAGCCAAUUAGGUACUGUAGUCUAUCCUGUAGGAAACAGGGCAGCAAAUUUGCAAGGACCAAUGUGAUAAAGACCAGACCUUGUUGCUGUGGUACCUGACCAACAGGAAGUGCAUCCUGUCUUAUUCUCUUCCUCCCACUGGUGUUCAAACGCAGUCCCCAAUGGUACAUCAUGUAACCACCCGGUGCAUGGUGGAAGACUUGAUUGGCGGGGAUCGUCUCGAAUGUUUCCCUGGGUAAUUCCACUUUCCUGCACUCUGGAAUUUCAAAUCUCUUGCUUCUGCGUAAAUUCUUUGUAAAAUAAUGAAAUAAAAACUG
Messenger RNA from Mobula hypostoma (lesser devil ray), 6811 nucleotides. RefSeq names its product transcription factor E2F7-like. The coding region runs from base 180 to 2723 and encodes 847 amino acids. Gene Ontology annotation, biological process: regulation of transcription by RNA polymerase II. Gene Ontology annotation, molecular function: RNA polymerase II cis-regulatory region sequence-specific DNA binding; DNA-binding transcription factor activity, RNA polymerase II-specific. The record is from RefSeq and is a predicted model, not a curated record. The transcript has 13 exons. Gene Ontology annotation, cellular component: RNA polymerase II transcription regulator complex. Lineage: Eukaryota; Metazoa; Chordata; Chondrichthyes; Myliobatiformes; Myliobatidae.